This is a messenger RNA of Lodderomyces elongisporus, 1902 nucleotides long. RefSeq lists its product as uncharacterized. Gene Ontology annotation, molecular function: transcription coactivator activity. Lineage: Eukaryota; Fungi; Ascomycota; Pichiomycetes; Serinales; Debaryomycetaceae. Bases 1 to 1902 code for a protein of 633 amino acids. The transcript has 2 exons. The record is from RefSeq and is a predicted model, not a curated record.
AUGUAUAAGGAUUCCGAACCCGCCAAACCCAAGGUUCGGUUUUUACUUCCAGGGGAGUCAUCAGGCUCACCAAUCUUAGAACCCAGCUCAGUCUAUAGGGACUCCAGGUAUCUAAGAAAAGCUGGAACUGAAACUUAUGGCGAGAUUUUUCAGAAUAAGCUGGAUUACACAGAGCCAUCAACGGGAAUACCAUUAAUUAGAAGGCGCGCUUUAGAAGCUGAGAAUGCAAAGCAGCCACCAAAGAACAGCCCUCCGCAUUUCUCUCCACCAAAGUCGAUCUUUGUACGCAUUGCGGAGGAUCCACGUGUUUUUCCCGAUGAUUUUAUGGAUAUGCUGGAUGGCACAGAAGUAUCAGUUGCGUCAGAAUCAGUUGUUUUGCAAAAUGCAGAGUCAAGUUUGAUCUAUGAUAAACUUAGAGGUCCAGUAAAUAUUGGAAUUGAUUUUUCCUCCGAGAGUCGCCAGACAAGGAGGGAGGAUAUAAUUACGGAAUCUGACACAGUAACAAUCCUGAGGAGUGCUUCACAAGUAGAGGAGGCAUCCAAUAACAGCUUCACCUCGCCCUAUGACAGUCCAAGCCAACUUCAAUUUCAUGUUGCUAAUGAAACCAUAGAUGGAAACGCGGAUGUACCAUGUACAUCUGCCUUAUCAGAAUUUGAGUCUAGCUCGGUGUAUGAUGAUGAAAUCAUUCCGAGAGAGGCUCCAUAUCAUGUUGCUAUUGAAACCACAGAUGGAAACGCGGAUGUACCAUGUACAUCUGCCUUAUCAGAAUUUGAGUCUAGCUCGGUGUAUGAUGAUGAAAUCAUUCCGAGAGAGGCUCCAUAUCAUGUUGCUAUUAAAACCACAGAUGGAAACGCGGAUGUACCAUGUACAUCUGCCUUAUCAGAAUUUGAGUCUAGCUCGGUGUAUGAUGAUGAAAUCAUUCCGAGAGAGGCUCCAUAUCAUGUUGCUAUUGAAACCAUAGAUGGAAACGCGGAUGUACCGUAUACAUCUGUUAUACCAGAAUUAGAGUCUAGCUCGCCCUAUGACGUUCCAAGCGCAUUUCCAUUUCAUGUUGCUAUUGAAACCAUAGAUGGAAACGCGGAUAUACCGUAUACAUCUGUCUUACUGGUAUCAGCCCCCUUGUCAGAUGCUGUGAGCUCAGUUGAAAGAACCAAUUGGAAUACCCAAAACUCAGAGGACUGCGAUUUUGUUUCUGUGGAUAUUAGGAUUCCAGAGGAAAACGAUUCCUGUAUGAAUCAAUUAAAGGAGCCUAAAAAGAGUAGGAUACCACUGUUCAAAUUGUUUGCACGGCUCAAGAAGAGCAGAAAGACUCUGUUUAAACCGUUUUCAUGGUUCAAGAAGAGCAAAACGACUCUGUUCAAACCGUUUGCAUGGCUAAAGAAACGGGCAGAAAAGAAGGAGUUAAUAGAAAAAGUUGUUUUGGCUGAAAGUGAUGAUCAACAACAACAACUGCUGCUAAAAGAACAACAACAACAACAACAACAACAACAACAACUGCUGCUAAAAGAAGAACAACAACAACAACAACAACAACAACAACAACAACAACAACAACAACAACAACAACAACAACAACAACAACAACAACAACAACAACAACAACAACAACUACAACAACUACAACAACUAUUACAACAACAACAACUAUUACAACAACAACAACUAUUACAACAACAACAACAACAACAACAACAACAACUAUUACAACAACAACUACUAUUACAACAACAACAACUAUUACAACAACAACAACAACAACAACUAUUACAACAACAACUACAACAACAACAACAACUACUAUUACAACAACAACAACUACUACAACAACAACUACUACAACAACAACAACAACUACAACAACAACAACAACCGUCGCUACCUCAACCAUUUGAACUAGUGUGA